Ostrea edulis (European flat oyster) is the source of this 1153-nucleotide messenger RNA. Its product is annotated as helix-loop-helix protein 13-like. Gene Ontology annotation, biological process: developmental process; regulation of transcription by RNA polymerase II. The record is from RefSeq and is a predicted model, not a curated record. The transcript is spliced from 2 exons. NCBI's taxonomy places the organism in Eukaryota, Metazoa, Mollusca, Bivalvia, Ostreida, Ostreidae. The coding region runs from base 414 to 983 and encodes 189 amino acids. Gene Ontology annotation, molecular function: DNA-binding transcription factor activity, RNA polymerase II-specific; protein dimerization activity; RNA polymerase II transcription regulatory region sequence-specific DNA binding.
AUUACUGAUUCGCGACGGGAGUCUUUCGCGUCGCUGAGUCGUCAAGUGCCCGCGAUCGUAAUAGUUUAUUGUGCAUUGACAGCGACAGUAUGGAGAUGUCAUAUGCUAUUGGGGGAAAACAAGGCGAAGAUUUCGCCACUCGGAACUUAUGGCCCAGUAGCGAACAACGGGAUUUUAAUUGCCUAUCGCAGUUGAUUUUGACAUUUAAUUAUCUUAAGAUAAAACAGUGGGUAUAUAAACCCCUCCCGAUCAUCGCAAAAUUAUGUCUAAACAUCAACAUUCGGAUUCAUUUCUGGAGUUUCCCUGGAGACUAAUUUGAAACAAUUAUUUUUCAAUAAUUUUAAAAUUACGUUUCAAAGACAUGAAAUUUCGGAUUUCUAUAAAAUCCCACUAUGUUCUGAUGUUCAUUUGAAAUGGAAUUUUCUCAAACUAUACCUGUACGAUUUUACAAAUAUUGCUGCGCGUUUGAAGAGGAAAUUGAAAUUUCUUGCAAAAAUCUCACCAAAGACUUUAUUUCUGACGCCGAUUUCAACGUGAGACCGUACAAAUUAUACCAUUAUCCAAACCAUAACGAAGUGUUUGAAGAUACAGGGGACUCCAGAUUACCUCCCUUUGGUGACGAGAGUUCAGAAAAACCACCCAGAAACGCUGCAAAUUUUCGAGAACGCCAAAGGAUGCUUAGUAUCAACUCUGCGUUUGAAGAAUUAAGACUUCACGUGCCUACAUUUCCUUAUGAGAAGCGUUUGUCAAAAAUCGACACCCUUCGUCUGGCUAUAGCAUACAUUGCUUUACUCAAAGAUUUGCUGACUACGAACGUUCAGGACCCCAUUGAUUACGUGGAGGGAAUCCUGCAUUCUCCAAACCUUGCGGAAUCCCAGGUGCUUUGGAAUACAAGUGACUUAACAGCAAGGAUUGCCUGGAUAAAUUGGGAUAAUCUAGGUGUGUACCGCAGACAAAAGCCAUCUUAUCAGUUCCAGACGUAGACCAGUGAGGAAGAUUUGCUACACAUGCGCAUUGACCUCGUAAGGAAAUGACGUACCAGUCCAUGCAUGUACAUAUUUAUCUAUUUAUAUAUUUUUGUCUUUGCAGUCAUUACAUACUUUUACUUCCAAAAUGUUUACGUAAAUGUUAAAUAAAUUAUUUUAGAAAAUGU